GCUCCAUGGCGGCCAAGUGGUUCAAGGAGUUCCCAUCCAACCUGAAGACGGUUUCAGAGAGGGCUCGGCCGGGGAGCGGGAGCCUCGGGAAGAGCCGCAAGAAUUCAACUGCUGAGCUGGGGGGCUACCGGCCGGCUGGGGGUGGCAAGGAAGGGGGCAGCCGGCUGUCACGGGACAACCUGCAGGGUCUGCUCCAGGCUGCUACCGGGAAGAUGCGGAAGAAUUCCCGAGUGGAGGGAGGCACACCGGAGGGACCCUCCAAAACCUACAUCAACCGCCUCAUCAAGGUGGAGGCUUCUGAGAAGAACGGGAAGGGGCACCCUGGACCCCUGCCUGCCGGCCUGCCUGCCCCCGAGCAGGACAAGGGGAAGCCCCCCAAGACAGAGACGGUUAUCAUCCUGGAGGAUUACGCAGACCCUUACGAUGCCAAACGCACCAAGGGGCAGCGGGAUGCUGAGCGCCUGGGGGAGAACGAUGGGUACAUGGAGCCCUACGAUGCCCAGCAGAUGAUCACAGAAAUCCGUCGUCGUGGCUCCAAGGAUCCCCUGGUCAAAGCCAUCCUGCUGCUGGACAGUCCUGGAGAGCCUGGGGAGGGGGGUGCCAAGCUGGAGCUUGCCAAGCGGCUGGGGGGCAAGGAGGUGGCAGGGAAGGGGCCACAGCUCUAUGACACCCCCUAUGAGCCUGGGGAGGGGGUGGCCGGGGGGACCCCAGAGCGCAGGGCGAGGGCUGGUGAUGGGCGCCUGCCCGAGAACGACGAGCGCCCGGCGGGGGAGUAUGAGCAGCCCUGGGAGUGGAAGAAGGAGCAGAUUGUCAAAGCACUGUCAGUCCAGUUUGAGGGCUCGGAGCGUCCUAAGGAGGAGACGCUGCGGCAGCAUCUCCGCCAGAAGAGCUGGACCCCCAAGAUGCUGAAGCCGGCGGGCACCGAGCACAGCGAGGGGGAGCGGGUGGACCCCGCCCUGGCGCUGGAGAAACAGCCCUGGUACCACGGGGCCAUCACGCGGGCGGAGGCGGAGAGCCGGCUGCAGCCGUGCCGGGAGGCCGGCUACCUGGUGCGCACCAGCGAGACCGGCAGCGGCAAGUACUCCAUCGCGCUCAAGACCAGCCAGGGCUGCGUCCACAUCAUCGUGGCCCAGACCAAGGACAACAAGUACACGCUCAGCCAGGCCAGCGGCGUCUUCGCCAGCAUCCCUGAGGUCGUGCACUACUACUCCACUGAGAAGCUGCCCUUCAAGGGGGCUGAGCACAUGGCCCUGCUGCACCCCGUCCACUGCAAGCUGCAUUAGCAUCGGCUGAUGCCGCCCCCGAGUGCUCUGCGACCCCCAGCCCGUGGCACGAGACAGCGACGGGCAUGCACCACGGCAAGGGUCCAGUGAGAGAAGCCCUGUCAUGUCUCCAGUCCUGAAGGGACCCCACUCCUGGACUCCAGCAGGGCUGUCCCCCUUUUGCUGGGACAAGUCCUGACCACCCUGUGCCAGAAGCGACUUGUCAUGGGGGCUGCCCACGUGCCCGAGUUGGGGGCAUGCAGCGAGACUGGGACGUGUAAUGAUAGAGUUAAAUAAACUUGUUGGCUGAGA
Molecule: messenger RNA, 1574 nt
Organism: Vidua chalybeata
Lineage: Eukaryota; Metazoa; Chordata; Aves; Passeriformes; Viduidae
Gene: SHE
Product: Src homology 2 domain containing E
Exons: 6
Coding region: 6-1283 (425 amino acids)
Molecular function (GO): phosphotyrosine residue binding
Source: RefSeq, a predicted model, not a curated record